UUCUCCUUCUUCCUUCUAGUAUUUGACCAAUUCUCUCUUUCUUUCACUCGAUCGAACUUUGAAUCUCUACAAAAAAAAAAAAAAAGAGAGAGAGAGAAAAUGGUAAAGCUAGCUUCGGCUCGUGAGAGCCGAGUGUACGGACCGAGGAUAUCUAAGAACAGAGCAGAGUACAUAAACGCUGGGGUGUACCUGUUCGCAACAGUGGUGCUUCUGGGUGGGUUCGUGGCUCAGCUCUCGGGCGAACCCAAGUCUGGUCUGGUCCUAUUGCUCAUUGCCUUGGUCCUAAUCGCCACCGUCAACUUCCACGAUGCCCUCGCCCACCUUGCUUCCUACGAUUACCGAUUCUCCUUAAUGGAGUACGAUGUACAGCUCUUUCUCGUUGAGUUCUUUGUCCCUCUUGUUCAAGCAAUCGGUUCCAUUCUCCUUUUCUUGGGAAUUCUCUUUCUUUUUCUUCAGGAAGAGAAGGGUUAUAGGUACAUGAAGAUGGAAAAGCAUGGAAUGAAUAUGUUAAUAGCAGGGCCAGUUUUAUGGGUAGUGGGAUCAAUUCACAACUCAUGCCAAGUGUACGAGAGAGCCGAUGGACAUGUCCAAAUCUUGCAACAAAGUGUCCACAUUCCCUUCUUGAUAGGCAGCAUUUUACUCACAGUUGCCUCCAUUCUCAAUGCUCGUGAGCAUGCUCUGGCUGGACAACUCUUCCAUGGUCUCCAACUACUGGGGAGGAGGUGGAUUUGGGUGAGCAUAUUUGGGAGCUUGUUUCUUGUAAUUGGGGGUUUGAUGAAUGUGGUUAAAGUGUUUCAUAUGCAGAGCAGUAGCGACGGUGGCCGAAUUCGAUUGGAGAAACUAAGAGGAGGAGCACAAGAGAGGUUGUUCCAAGAAAGAGAUGGACAAGUUCCACUCAUCUUAGAAGAAGAAGAAGAUCGACAAAGCCACAGGAGGAGAAGAAGGCAAACUAGUCCUCGUGAUAAUGGCCAACCCAAAAUAAUAUUCCCACCAUCUCCAGUCCCUGUUCCAACUCCUUACAAGGAUAUUCUACUUGGUCCUUCUACUACUCUUAAUAGUCCAUUACGAGGUAAAAAAAAGCCCAUAGGCCCAUAUAACGAUAAGAGAGCAACUGGUUCGUUCGUCUCUGAGACUCUGCAACGAACCCUAAUUUUGUGCGACUACCAGACAAAAUUCCAUUUUUUUUUUGCAAUCACUCUUUCAAGUUUCAGGUGUUUUGCUUAUUAUACAAUGGCAUCUGUAUCUAGCCAACCCCAGUUUCGGUACACCCAGCCACCUUCUAAGGUUCUCCAUUUGAGAAACUUGCCAUGGGAGUGCACAGAAGAGGAAUUGAUUGAACUGGGGAAGCCCUUUGGUAAAGUUGUCAACACCAAGUGCAAUGUUGGUGCAAAUAGAAACCAAGCUUUUAUUGAAUUCGCAGAUUUAAAUCAAGCUAUUGCAAUGAUAUCAUAUUAUGCAUCAUCUUCGGAGCCAGCACAAGUUCGGGGGAAAACCGUCUACUUACAGUAUUCCAAUAGGCAGGAAAUAGUAAACAACAAAACUGCUGCAGAUGUAGCUGGGAAUGUACUUUUGGUAACGAUAGAAGGUCCCGACGCACGCCUUGUCAGCAUUGAUGUUUUGCAUUUGGUCUUUUCAGCUUUUGGGUUUGUUCAUAAGAUUACUACUUUCGAGAAGACUGCUGGAUUUCAGGCACUAGUACAAUUCUCAGAUGCUGAAACUGCCACUUCCGCAAAAAACGCCCUUGACGGAAGAAGCAUCCCUAGGUAUCUGCUAACAGAGAAUGUGGGACCAUGUACUCUGAGGAUCACGUAUUCUGGACACACAGAUCUGAGUGUGAAAUUUCAGUCCCACAGAAGCAGGGACUACACUAAUCCUUAUCUUCCAGUUGCUCCCUCAGCUAUUGAUGGCAGUGGUCAGCUCACUGUGGGUUUGGAUGGAAAGAAACUUGAGCCUGAAAGUAAUGUGCUGCUUGCAUCCAUUGAAAACAUGCAGUAUGCUGUCACCUUGGAGGUGUUACACAUGGUUUUUUCUUCUUUUGGGCCCGUUCAAAAGAUUGCAAUGUUUGAUAAGAAUGGGGGAGUUCAGGCGUUGGUUCAGUAUCCUGAAAUUCAGACUGCAGUUGCCGCCAAGGAAGCCUUGGAAGGACAUUGCAUUUACGAUGGAGGGUUUUGCAAACUCCAUUUAUCAUACUCGAGGCAUACUGAUCUCAGUAUCAAGGUCAAUAACGAUCGCAGCAGAGAUUAUACACUCCCAAAUGUUUCUACUGUUACCAUGGUGAAUUCCCAGCCAUCAAUUUUGGGUCAACAGCCAUCUAACGUUUCAAUGGUGACUACCAAUCCUCCUCAGUAUUCUGGGGCUCAGUAUGCACCAACCGAGCAGGUUGGGAUGCCACAGCCUUUGGCUGCAUGGGGUGUUGCAGCUGCUCCACCCGCGCCUCAGUCCAUGCCGAUGCCCAUGCCUAUGUCUAUGUCUAUGCCUAUGCCUAUGCCGAUGUCUAAUCAUUCCUACAUGCCUCCUCGAUACGGGAACAUGCCUCCUCAUCCAGGAACGAUGCACAUGCCAAGCCAGAGUGGCCUUUCACAGACAAUGGUAUACCGCCCUGAUCAUAUUCAAUAACUUAUACCUCUCAAACCGAUUCCAUGUGUUUAAAUUCCGGUAGACUUUUGUUCAGUGAAGUAAGCCCACAGCACUAGUAAUACAAGGAGUGUGGAAAUCAUAGAAUCCUCAUUUCAACUUUGUUAUGUUUUUUCCUUUCCCAAGUUUGCUUAUGAGAUUCUAUGAGCAGAGUGGGCUUGAGAACUGAGAACUAACAACUUGUUAAGAUAUUGUUAUUUUGUUAUCAUGACUGGAAAUUUUCUUUUUUAGAGGUAACUAAUUUAAAGGCAAAUAAAAAAGCUUUAUUUCUCUAUUAAUAUAUAAAUUUAUACAUUUUCCC
Molecule: messenger RNA, 2935 nt
Organism: Cannabis sativa
Lineage: Eukaryota; Viridiplantae; Streptophyta; Magnoliopsida; Rosales; Cannabaceae
Product: polypyrimidine tract-binding protein homolog 2
Exons: 14
Coding region: 100-2616 (838 amino acids)
Biological process (GO): regulation of RNA splicing
Cellular component (GO): nucleus
Molecular function (GO): mRNA binding
Source: RefSeq, a predicted model, not a curated record